Messenger RNA from Pelobates fuscus (common spadefoot toad), 899 nucleotides. Its product is annotated as trypsin-like. Gene Ontology annotation, biological process: proteolysis. Lineage: Eukaryota; Metazoa; Chordata; Amphibia; Anura; Pelobatidae. The coding region runs from base 57 to 797 and encodes 246 amino acids. Gene Ontology annotation, molecular function: serine-type endopeptidase activity. The record is from RefSeq and is a predicted model, not a curated record. The transcript is spliced from 5 exons.
CUCCAGGAAGGCACAACAUUCCAACUGGCCUCUGACAAGCUCAGAAACACACCACGAUGAUACCAUUUUGGAUUUUGGUUCUUCUGGGGACUGCAGCUGCAUUAGACGAUGAUAAGAUCAUUGGAGGCUACGAGUGUCCACGUAACUCCCAGCCUUGGCAGGUUUAUUUCACCUAUAAGGGCCAGCGAUGGUGUGGGGGCUCCCUGAUCACAUCACGGUGGAUCAUCUCAGCCGCUCAUUGCUAUAAGCAACCCAAGUCCUUGAUUGCUCACCUUGGGGAACAUGAAACUUCCAAGGAAGAGGGAACAGAGCAACAUAUUCAGGUAGAAAAAGCGUUUCAGUUCUUCUACUACAACGAGUAUUACAUGGACCACGAUUUUAUGAUGGUGAAACUUUCAAAGGAUGCAGAGUUCAACCAAUACGUGCAGCCCAUCAAGGUGGCAAGGGAUUGCCCAAAGGCCGAGAGCCAAUGUCUAGUGUCUGGAUGGGGCAAUCUGCUAACAUCUGGGGUGCAAUAUCCCGAUGCUCUACAGUGUUUAAAUCUUCCUGUUUUGUCUGACGAAAGCUGCAAAGCUUCUUACCGCGAUCAGAUUACAUCGAGCAUGUUCUGUGCUGGCUUCCUGGAAGGAGGGAAAGACUCAUGUCAGGGUGACUCUGGAGGGCCACUGGUUUGCAAUGGAGAGCUAUAUGGAGUAGUGUCUUGGGGAAAAGGCUGUGCCCAGAGAGCUUACCCCGGUGUGUACACCAAGGUGUGCAACUACUUAGAAUGGAUACAGCAUGUCAUUGACAGUUAUUGAAGACGCUUAUUGUGCAGCAGAUCGUUCCUUUGCAUAUAAGUUUCGCACAAUAUUUUAUUUUUUCUAACAACACAGAUUCUAAUAAAACUAAUGAGGCAUUCA